Messenger RNA from Girardinichthys multiradiatus, 4890 nucleotides. RefSeq names its product splicing factor, arginine/serine-rich 19-like. The transcript is spliced from 6 exons. The record is from RefSeq and is a predicted model, not a curated record. Bases 222 to 4307 code for a protein of 1361 amino acids. Gene Ontology annotation, molecular function: RNA polymerase II C-terminal domain binding. NCBI's taxonomy places the organism in Eukaryota, Metazoa, Chordata, Actinopteri, Cyprinodontiformes, Goodeidae.
GGGAGGGAAGAUGGCGGCGAUUAAUGAAACAGAGCUCCUUUGCUUUUGAAACGAUAUUAACAGCUAAAGCUGUGAUUGUAGGAUUUGUUUAAUGUCCUAAAAUAGUUCAGGUGGAUGAACGACGGAAGAUUCGCCGUCAGACUGAAGACUGUUCGAGUCAAGGUUUGUGCCUGGACCUUAUGUGACCUUGGCUGACCGUUAUACACCGGUUUUCCUGACCCAUGGACUCGAUUUCAGCACCAGGCUUCAAAAGGAGGUCUUCACCCUCCUCUUCCCCAGCUGAGGUUGGAGAGACCGCCAGGAGCCCUCCUCCCUGCUCACCCUCCUCGUCUCCGUCACCGCCUUCGUCUGAGCCAUCUUCACCAUUGUCUUCAUCCUCCUCUCUUUGUGCCAAUACCUCAGUGUAUAAAAACAAUGUAAAAGGUUUCAGUGAGGUGGCCAGGGUUUCUUCUACUUCCACACUGCCUCCUGCCACAUUUACAUUUAAUAACACUUCAGUGGAGCAAUUCUCUCACACGGCAAUGCAGGCGAGUGUUAGUUUCGAAGAUGAUGAUGGGAAAGGGGGGAUGUACGAUCCUUACAGCCCAACUGAUGGAGAGAAGGAGGGAAAGCCGGCAGGGGAGGAAGGGGAUGGGGAGAAAUAUGACCCUUUUGAUCCCACUGGCUCUCCACAAUCAGAUGUGGACAUUAGGCUCGACAGAGAGGAGAUCCUGGAGAAACAUGUUGAAAUAAAUGAUGAUGAGAAAGAUGAAGAGCCUCCAGAUUCCACAGAGAUUUUGACCGAUCCACUGAGCCUCAGUCUGACCAGCAAGCUGCCUCUGCGGAGGAGGGUGGAAAGCCGCAGCUCCAAAGCCCGGGGGCAAAGGGAAGGUGUUGACUCUGAUCAUUCUGAGAUAGAGGAGGGGGAGAUAGUUGGAGCUGCUGACAGAGAUGGAGCUAAAAAUAAACUUUCAGAGGAACCCCUUACUCUGAAUUCCGCCAAAAUGUCAUUCUUUGGUUCCAAACCAGAGCGCAUUCUCCGGGUGCUGGAUGGAGAUGGGUUUGUGUCUGUGUGUGCAGAGGGAAACUGGGAAGAUGACAGGGAGCUUGAGGAUGAGCCUGCUGUUGGAGUGGGGGAUUUGAGAAGGAAGUUGGUCAGCAGGAGGAAGGAAAGAUAUCUGUCCUUUCCUGCCUCUUCCCCUCUUUCUUCUCAGCCAUCACUGCCGCCUUCCCUUCCUCAAGCUUCCACAUCCACCUCCCCUGUCACUCCCCCUGUAGAGCACACAAGCAAGAAUCACAAAACCUCCAAAAGUUCUAAAGACCACGACAGACAGAAAAGCAAGGAAAGAAAGCCAGGAGAAAAGGUGGUCAGAAAGAAAAAGAGGAGGAAGGGCAAAGAGGAGGAUCGGGAGAGGAGCAACGAGAAAGAGCGAGGACAUAAGGAUGGGAAGGAGGUUAAAACAAGGGUGAACAGUUGGAGCAGUAGUCGGAAAGGAAAGAAAAGACGACACAGCAGCCCAGAAGCUUCCCAUCACUCUUCAAAAAAAGAAGUACUCUCUAGACACUCCUUUUCUAGUCUGUCCGAAGAAAGACACAGGGAACGGGAAAGAGAUAAAGACAGGGACAGAAAAAGUCACAGAGACAGAGAAAGGGAUAGAGGCAGAGACAGAGAUAAAGGUAGAGACAGACAUCAUAAUCGCAGCAGCAGUCGCAGUAAAGAUGAGAGAGUGCGAGAUUCCAGUUCUAGAAGGAGGGAGAGGGAAAGGAAGGGAAAACAGCACUCAAGCAGCAGAGAGCGGGGCCUUCCAAAGAGGUCCAAAAGCAGUAGGGAAGAGAGGGAAAGUGGUAGAGAGAGGCAGCAGGAAAGGGAGCGUCGAAGGGAUGGUCGCCCUGUUGUCCCACCGUCUAUUCAAGACCUCAACGGGUCUGACCUCUUUGCUAUUAAGCGAACCAUUACAGUGACAACCACCACUACCACCACCACAGUCCCCGGCUCCCCAAGACUGGCAACGUCUCCUGGCCGUCCCAUGGAGGACAGGAAGAGGAGAAAAUGGCAAUCGACUGGAGACACGGAGGACCGGGAAGGUGUUUGCAGCCCAUCACGGUCGCUCUCCCCACCCGGGUAUCAUGGCUAUGAGUCAGACCGCUACUCGGACAAAUUAGAGAUUGACAUGUUGUCUUUGGACGGAGAAGCUUUGGACUCAGAUUACCCAUCUUUGGAGGAUACACCUCCUGCUGCUCUGCCUUUAGAACUACCUGUCCCAACCCCUAAAGCCAAACCUUCCCCUAUAGCCAGACAAAGUCACCCAAAAAAGAAGUCUCACACAAUAAAGAAAUCAGAUUCAUCUUCUUCUUCUAAUAGAACAACAGGCAAAGGCCCUUCCUCACUAACGGUCACUUCGGGUCCUGCCUCCAUCGCUCCCGACCUCUCAUCAGCAAAGAGAGUCAGAAAAGUAGGAAAGGACAAAGUCCGGGAUAAAAGCAGCAGAAAGGAUUUAAUUAGUUCUGGCAAAUCCAAGAAAGAAAGUGGCGGCCAUCGAAAAGGAAAACUUCAGUCCAAAGUGUCUGUGCUGGUGCGAGAGGGAGUGAGCAGUACCACAGGGGCUUCAGUGGGUUCUGGAAAACUAAGUAUGGACCUUUUAGGACCAGGGGGUUCCGGAGGGGGAGCCGGGGGCUCAGUGGUGGGUGGCUCAAUUGCCGUAGUGUUCUGUAGAGACAAUGAAAGCAGGUCACCAUUCCUGAAGCCUUGCUCAGAGCCACUGUCCUUAGGUGGCCGGGCUAAAGAUCUGGCCGGUAUGGGAAAACGAAGCAGCCUGGCUGCGCCGCCAUCAUCCUUAACCAGCCCUGCUGGACUGAAGUCCAAGAAGACAAAACCAAGCUCCAUCACAUCCACUUCUUCCUCGGCAUCCUCCCCCUCAUCAUCUCUGGCAACCAAACGCCGCCGCCGCUUAGCCAAGAAAAACAGUAAGAAAGGUGGAACAGUUGGCUUGGUUGUUGCUGAUGGCAGCCAAACAAAAUCGACAUCAGAAGGCUGGGGCGGAGCCUCUUUUGAUGCUCCAUCAGCCAUUGGAGACGGGAGCAAAUCAGUUAGUCCACAUACAGCUCAAGGUGGCCCUCCACCUUGUUCCUCAUCCUCGUCAUCUUCUACAUCCUCCUCCACCAGUGUUCUCCCGCCCUCCUUCUCUCCGCCACACACGCCUCCUCCAUCUAAUGCACCCUUGCGGGGCACCAGGGAGUCUUCACCUGACUCUCAGACUGUGGACAGCAGUUGUAAGACCCCCGAGCCGACUUUUCUAGCUGAAGACUGCCCAAAUCAAAACACCCCUUCUCCAUCAGCGUCUAGUCCAUCGAGUCUGUCCACUCCCCAGGGAGCUGGCCUCGGAAGCACCCUGUCUACACAGACUGUAAAGCCCGCACCUCCAGAUGAGAUGCCAAAAUCUUUGGCCUCACCUCCUUGCUCAUCUUCAUCAGCAGGUCUUGCCUCCCUUUCACUGUCUCUCUCUUCAGCUGACCCCUCCUCCUCUUCCUCUGUAUCCUCCUCUUCUGCCAGCAAGCUGCCGCCACCUCCUCCUCCGCCUCCACCAGCAGCACCUACUCUGCCCUGGAGUCUUCAGACCGGAGUGGACUGUACAACUGGAGGUGUCUUGGCUUUGACUGCUCUGCUCUUCAAAAUGGAGGAGGCCAAUAUUGCCAGCAGGGCAAAAGCACAGGAGUUCAUUCAAGCAACCAGUCAGAUCCUGUCCCAAGCCAACCAGAACCAAUCCCAGCAUCAUGUUCCUCCCUCCUCGAUGUCUUCCUCCGCCCAGAUCCCUCCACCUCCGACUGUGGCUCCACCUCCUGGUCUGAGCCCAGCCCAGUUCAUCCUCCACAGCUCUCUCCCACUGGUGGGAUGCACCAAAACUCCCCCUUCUCACCUGCACUCGUCCCUAGGAGGUGGAUGUGCACAGACCCCACCGCCUAUGCUGCCUGUGGGGCUGUCAGGAAUGACAGGAAGCUCUGGCGAAGCUGGAUGGGAAAAUGAGAACAAAGAUUCAGAUAAGUAUCUGAAGAAGUUGCACACCCAGGAGCGGGCAGUGGAGGAGGUGAAGCUAGCUAUCAAACCUUACUACCAGUGCAAAGACAUCAAUAAGGAAGAGUAUAAAGAUAUCCUCAGGAAAGCUGUGCAUAAGAUCUGCCACAGCCGUACUGGAGAAAUCAACCCAGUCAAAGUCAGCAACCUCAUAAAACUGUAUGUUCAACGCUACAAAUAUUUCCGGAAACAUGGACGCAAAAUGGAUGAAGAAGAACGGGAAGACCGGGAGCAGGGAACACUGCAUUCCUCUGCCUGAGAGAAGGCUGUUUCUUUCAGCCAUCCAGCUCAGCGUCUGAGCACUCCACUGACUGGUUCAAUUUGUUUUGAUUGUUUUUCAGAACUUACUUUGUGUACACAUUCAUGCCACCUGUUUCUUUCUCUCUGUAAAUAUAUAUUUCAUCGAUCAUGAAUGCGGUGUUCAGGAAGCAGAUGCUGCUAGCUGAAUAACUGCAGUCCAGCAACUUUGUGAAAAGUUGCUGGACUGCACCAUCUUUGUGUCUAUUGGAGGUUUUACUAAGGAGUUGCCAGUCACAGUGCUAACAUUUCAAGAACAUUGAAUUAUUUGUUCUGGCUUGUCAGUAGGGAAAGGGAGAUGUUCCACACACCAAUAAUCUGUUAGAAAAUGCUGAAGGACCCUCCACUCACAGAACGUACCAAAUCUCCCAUCCAUGUGUCUGCAUCUCUGUGACCUGAACACUUGUCUGAUGCUUCAGAUCCAUUUUACUGUCUGACCUCUUUUAUUCUGUGUAUUGUGUGCAUGUGGUAUAGAAGUUGGAGAAAGUUACUAAAUGUCUUUAUAAAAUAAUUUGAUCCCCAGAUAUAAACAUUGCUUGAGAAUU